AUCUUCAUUCCUUGGGUUAAACUUAUAUCCGUAUAUCUACGCCGUUGUGUUUUAAAGAUGGAUUCUUUUAAAGGCACCUUUAGCUUCAAAGGUAGCUUCGGCCGCAUUAUUUCGGAUGAGUAUGCGGAGAAACUACGUUUAGAAAACCCUGAAAGGUAUGAAAUGUUGGUUAAUUACGCGGAGGAUGAGAUCCGUGCGGAUCAGACAGAGUUUUACUACGUCCGUCGUGGAAUUUGGCCUGGACCUGAUACUUUGGUGGUUCGCGCUGCAGCAGAUCGCAUCCGUAAAGAUUUGGGCCUUCCGCCGAUGCCUCCUAAGCCAGAAUCUCCCCGUACGCGUCGUAGGCGUCGAAUCGAAGAGAACAACCGUAUUCUGGAGGAGGAACGCUGUUGUGUCGAGUGCAAUAAUAACGGCCCAGGCUCUUGUGGCCGUAUCUUGUGGACCAUUGAUGAUGAACCUGUCCCGAAAUUGUGGGGAUCUGGCAACCUAGAUGAUUGGAAAGGCCCGGAUCCAGAUUUCGCUGACUGGUGGAAUGAGAAGGCCCAUAUGCUGGACCCUACUAAGAUUUUGCCAGUAGAGAUGCUCUGGGUAAACGUGAAGCCUCCGAUCCCAGAAUCACCGAAGAAGAAAAAGCGUAAGCACAUCGUUGUGCAGCGUCACUCCUUGCGCGGAAUUCCUUAUAAUUACUGGAAGUGAAGAGGAUCGCCGCCUGUCUGCACUUUUUGAACGGCUUAAGAUUUAAAUGGUACAGGCCUUUUCUCUUUAAAUUCCUGCCGUUCUUUCUCUGCGUGUUUAGUUGAUCUCCGGAUGUGGCAUCUUUGACGUGUAUAAAGGUAGUGAGUCCCAGAGGUUGCCCAUUUCUGCUUUUUCCAUAUCCCAUCCAUACCCCAUUUUCUUACAGUUUUUACCACCCAUUCCCGCUCCAUAAUUUUUGGAUCGGACCCAUUUUCUUCCGCCCCCAUUUCAGCGGCCCAUUUUUUAAAAAUAAAAUUAAAGCGUACAAGCAAAAACCGAGUUGCGGAACACCUUGUUCACAAUCAGCUAUUCAGGCGAAGCGUAAAUUCAGCGCUGUUUUUGCCGAACGUUUUUCGGUCAUACCAUUUAAAAAUUAAUUCAAGGGAUUACAAUUUCGCGCGAAGCGCGAAGCUGUCGAUAGUUUUUGCGAAUUUGGACAACGAAAAUUGUUGUAAAAAUCUAUUAAUUCGUUAUUUUUAUCAUAUUUUCUAAAUUUCCCAUUUCCGCCCCAUUUCUU
Molecule: messenger RNA, 1252 nt
Organism: Paramacrobiotus metropolitanus
Lineage: Eukaryota; Metazoa; Tardigrada; Eutardigrada; Parachela; Macrobiotidae
Exons: 2
Coding region: 58-696 (212 amino acids)
Source: RefSeq, a predicted model, not a curated record